GUCAAUUGUAUUGUCAACUCAUAAAACGUCAAUACACCGAAUCUGAAUAUAAAACAAUGUCUGAAAAACCAUUUUAAGUCAAUUAGUUUAUUUAAGUCACCAAAAAGGUGAUUGUUAAUAUAAAGCUUGUAAUGUGCCAGUGAUAUAACUUGAAAAUGGCUGAUCUUAUACGUGCCGGUAGUGGUCACAAUCACGGUAUACAUAAAGAUAAAUUAGGGUCCCCAAGCACAGGAAGUGAAGAUGGAAAUGAACAAGAAACCCAGGGGGCCAUCAAACCUGAACAAGAAGAACCGGAUUUAGGAGACAGCGCACACUAUGCUCCCCCUGAAACACAGUGGUACCAUGGACGUUUGGAUAGGUACCAAGCUGAGGAACGACUUUGGGAAUGUAAUAAAUUGGGGGCUUAUUUAGUAAGGGAAAGUGAUAGAAAACCUGGCAGCUAUGUUUUAUCCUAUUUGGGACGAACCGGCAUGAAUCAUUUUAGAAUCACUGCCGUUUGUGGAGAUUUUUAUAUAGGAGGUAGACAAUUUGUUUCUUUGAAUGAUUUAGUUGGGUAUUAUAAAGAAUGUAGUGAUUUACUCAAAAGGGAAAGAUUGGUUCAUCCUGUUCCACCCCCAGAGCCAGUUAAUGACAAAAAGAGAGUUGUUGCUAUAUUACCAUACACAAAGAUGCCAGAUACUGAUGAACUAACUUUCAAAAAAGGUGACAUAUUUUUUGUACACAAUGAUAUGGGCAAUGGUUGGUUAUGGGUAACAGCUCAUAGAACUGGUGAACAAGGAAUGAUAUUUAGGGAACUAGUAGAAGAUUUAGAUGAUAGUAUAGAUCCCAAUACAGUAUUUCCAUGGUUUCAUCCGAGCUGCACAAAAAAUGAGGCAGUAGACUUAUUAGUAAAAGCUGGUCCUGGUAGCUUCUUAGUACGACCUAGUGAUAACUCUCCAGGGGAUUACUCACUGUUUUUCCACAUCAAUAACCAAAUUCAACGAUUCAGAAUUGAAAAAAAAGGUGUUAGAUAUUUAAUGGGUGGUAGAAUUUUUGAAUGUUUAGACGCUGUUAUUAAUAGAUAUAGAAAGGAACAGAUCGUAGAAGGGUACACAUUGCAACAUCCACUUGUAGUUGAUGGUUCGAAACAACUUGAUUGGGUGCCUGAAAAUCAAAAAGCCAAAUCUGAAGCCGAAAAAAUAUACGCCACUCUCAGAGAAUGUCGAGAUCAAGCUGGUUUGAAAAAAAUGAGAGGUAUCAAACAUCAAGGAUACUUACACAGGAAAUCUGACAAGGCUGCUAAGAAAUGGAAACUAUUGUAUUUUGUACUUUUAGUAGAUGGAACUGAUACUCAUUUAUAUUUGUACGAUAAUCCCAAAAGGACUAAACCCAAAGGACUAAUAGAUCUCUCAUGUGCUUAUUUAUACCAAGUUCACGAUAGCCUCUGGGAACGUUCCCAUUGUCUUCAACUAGUAGAAAGGGCACUUCCUUGUUUGGCAACUGUUACUCACCUCGCUGCGCGCUCCACAGAAGAUUGUCAAGAUUGGGUGAAUGCUCUUAAACCCCUUUGUGUACCCCAAUUAAGUAAAGCUACAUCUAAAGUGCCAAGAUUAAGAGAACUACGUUGUCUCACAUUACAUAUUAUAGAUGCACAUCGGUUGCCAUAUAAAUUAGUGCCACAACCAUAUGUUACCAUACAACUUAACAAUCAGGUUAGAGUUGCUAGAACUAGAACUAAAUCAGGGCCUGAUCCCGUGUGGGAUGAAGAGUUUGUCUUUGAUGAUGUGCCAUGUGAUAUUGUAUCAUUCACUUUAACUGUUCACAAUAAAGGUAAGAGAGGAAAAGAGCAGGAAGUGGCGGAACUCCAUGUGGAAUUAUCAACAUUAGGUAAUGGAGAAGAAAGAGAAGAAUGGUAUACUCUCUCUGGACUAACGCCCAUGGGCGAAUGGGGAUCAUUAAGACUUAAAACAAGGUAUUUACAUGAUUUGGUUAUGCCGGCAGAAGAAUAUAGUCCUCUGCAACAAUUAUUAAUAGAACCUGGUUUAACGUCUGUCAAAACUUUAGCAGAAAUAUGUCACUCCGAUAGAGCUCCUUUAGCGACAGCUCUUUUAAGAGUUUUCAGAGCAGAAGGAAGAGAGACUGAAUUAUUGAAAGAAUUAAAUACAGCAGAAAUAUUAAGGGAAACGGAAACAUCCACUUUAUUUAGAGCUGCAUCCUUGGCGACAACAUUGAUGGACCUAUUCAUGAAAGCAGAAUGUGGUGGCUUCCUGCAAGCUGCUGUAUUGGAAACAGUGUUGAGAUUAUUAGAAAGUAAGCAAAGUGCUGAGUUGAAUCCAGCUAAAAUGGAGUCUUUGGAUGACGCUUGCAAUAAUGCUGAAUUUUUAUUACAAAUUUUAGACCAGGUAACGCUUAGUAUAUUUAUGUCUCCAGACGCUUGUCCACGAUCGGUACGAUAUAUUUGUGGAUGUUUGCAAAAAGCGGUCGUCGCAAAAUGGCCGGAUGAACGUUUCGUACGCACACGUGUCGUUUCAGGUUUUAUAUUUCUAAGAUUAUUAUGUCCCGCCUUACUAAAUCCGAGACAAUUUGGUUUGGUAAGCGAACAGCCAUCCCCAUCGGCUACAAGAAGUUUGGUUAUGGUCGCUAAAUGCUUACAGAAUUUAGCUAAUUUGGUUGAAUUUGGAGGAAAGGAACCUUAUAUGGAAGUGGUAAAUCCGUUUAUACUCAAAAAUAAAGAACGUAUGGUUGUCUUCCUUGAUCAGCUUUCCAUGGUAGGAGAUCCAGGAGAACCGCGCAUCACUACAGUCCCAGAUACUGCCAAAGAACUAGCAACUUUACAUCACAUAUGUGUGGCACACAUAACUGAAUUACAAGCUGUUGGUAAAUUGAAUUCCAACAUUAAAACUUUGGUGACUGUGACAGAUAUGUUGGCCAAACACAAGCAGAAAUAUUUGGAAAUGAUCAGAUAGUAGAAUUGAUAAAUGAGUUUUGUUAUUGAUUUUAAUUGAUGAACUGGCAACGAUGAAUGCAUUUGGGAAGCUUACUGGCAAUAACAUUAUUUUAUCAAAUAAUUCAAUUUUUAAAGCGUCUGCAUAUUGUUCAUUAUGCAAAACUCAUUUGAACCCAUUAGCGCCCGGAAUUAUUUUUAUUUUCAUAUUUAUUGCUCUAUAUUGGUUAGAGUAUUGAUUAUAAAAAUUAUUAACAAAAUAAAUUUAAUCGAAAACAAUAAUAUUAGCUGUUACCAUAUGGUAUCACUGGGGCGGUUAAGGUACAAUGAAUUAACACAAAAGCACAUCUUUAUGCUUUUGUAAAUUAAAUCUUAUAUUAUGUAAUAUCAUUAGAACAAGUGUAAAUACAAAGCUACAUAGAUACAUAUGGACGUGUAAAUGUUCACUAAUUUGAGUGAUUCUGAGGAAAACAAGGAACACAUAACAUAACAUCACACUUUAUGCACAUGGUUCUUCCAAAGGUUCUGUACCAGCACACAUAUUCUCCAAUGUCUAUCACUAUUCUUUGUUAUUCCUUAGACUGUUUUACAAUUUUGAUAUUAUGGCUAUUCUGUUCCAAUGAACUUGAUACAUAACCAUUUCCCUAGGUGUUAAAAUUGUUUUUGCAAGCUCCUGCUACAGUCAAAAAACCCGAUUUUUCUUUGUCAAAUAUAGUACCGAACCGAUCCUUCUUUAGUGCUCUCCCUUUUUCCUUCAUGGACUGAAAAAUUGAGAAGAUAUCUAGUAACAGAGCACGAUAAUGCCAAUAUUUUAAAGCCUCUCUUUAUUAGCUUUUGAGGUAUCUACUGUUUCAAAUGUGCUCUGCCCUCGAAGGCAACCAUACUCUCAUCCACCGUCAUAAGCUUUUUUGCAAAUGGGUGAUUAUGGGCCUAAUUUUAUAUAAUCUAUCGAACGUUUCAUCACCUUUUUACAGCAUAGAAUCAUUGUCAUUGAGGUGAAGGAGACGAAAGAAUUUUUAGUAUCUUUAAACUUGAUAUUCUGUGAUUUGCAAUAUUCAGGUCUGUUGACCAAUAAAUUCGAAGACAUAGCAGUGGAUUCAACCCCAUAAUAGUUAUCUCCAAUGAAUGCUUUCAACUCUGCCAAAGUGAAAUCAAGUGCAUUUUUUUCUGUUGUGCAUAGCGAUAUUUCACUAUUAAUUCUAAAAAAUCAUCGCCAAGGACAUUUGAAAAAAUAUUUAUUGGCGACUGGUUUGUAUGCCUUUUUGGAACAUAUGUUCCUGAAAAGAUGAAGGUUUCAAAGCUGUGAGGUAUAUACGGACUUUUGGACCAAGGAUAAUCAUGAUCAUUAGUCGGUGGCGGCUCUGACUGAACAAAACUAAACUGGAUUCUAUAAAAAAUGAAAAAAAA
Diorhabda sublineata is the source of this 4330-nucleotide messenger RNA. It is a transcript of the gene vap, whose product is annotated as ras GTPase-activating protein 1. Gene Ontology annotation, biological process: regulation of GTPase activity. Bases 156 to 2945 code for a protein of 929 amino acids. Gene Ontology annotation, molecular function: protein binding. The record is from RefSeq and is a predicted model, not a curated record. Lineage: Eukaryota; Metazoa; Arthropoda; Insecta; Coleoptera; Chrysomelidae. The transcript is spliced from 10 exons.